GUCGUGUUGCUUUAACUGCAGUGAGAGUCGUUGAACUGAAAGCGUGCGCGGCUUUGUAUUGCUUGUGUUUGUCUAUUUCAGGAAGAGCAGAGGAAACUCGAGCCCUGCACAAACUGACAUGUGAGUGCGAGCACUGACCCGCGGCAGUCUGAGCUCUGUGUCCGGCUCUUUCAGGCUUUAAAGCGCAGUCCGGCUGGAUUUCCGCGUGAGUUCGAGCGCUGGAAGAGAAAGAAGAUGGUGCUGCGGGUCAGAGAGCAGGCAUGCGAUCGGAGCGCAUGAGUCGCGUGUGUAUCGUGGUCCUGGAGGAGGUGGAAGACGACGAUCCCUCCCCUCUGCAUUCCAAAGCCGCCCCGGACCACAUUUCCCAGAAUUCCUCUCAGGAUGAGAAGCCCUCUCUGAUUAAAGCCAUAUUUAACAGCGACGCAGAUGAAGUUCGCUCUCUCAUAUUCAAGAAAGAAGACGUCAAUGUACAGGACAGUGAGAAGAGAACUCCGCUUCACGCUGCUGCUUACCUGGGCGACGCGGGGGUGAUAGUGGUGCUGAUCAUGUUGUGUGUUAUGGUGAAUGCCAAAGAUAAUAAAUGGCUCACUCCUCUUCAUCGGGCCGUCGCGUCCUGUAGUGAGGAAGCAGUCCAGGUGCUGUUGAAACACUCAGCGGAUGUGAACGCGCGGGAUAAGAACUGGCAGACGCCGCUGCACGUGGCUGCGUCCCAUAAAGCCGUGCGCUGCGCCGAGGCGUUAGUCCCGUUGUUAAGCAACGUCAACGUGUCGGACCGCGCUGGACGUACGCCUCUACACCACGCGGCCUUCAGCGGACACCUGGAGAUGGUUCAGUUGCUGGUGUCCAGAGGCGCAAACAUUAAUGCAUUUGAUAAGAAGGACAGACGAGCCGUUCACUGGGCCGCAUACAUGGGUCAUCUGGAGGUGAUGAAGUUGCUGGUGUCUCACGGCGCUGAGGUUUGCUGUAAGGAUAAGAAAUCAUACAGUCCUCUUCACGCCGCUGCCUCCAGUGGAAUGAUCAACGUCGUCAAAUACCUGCUCCAUCUGGGCGUUGAUAUUAAGGAGCCGAACGCGUAUGGAAACUCUGCUCUGCACCUGGCGUGUUUUAACGGGCAGGACGUGGUGGUGAAUGAGCUGAUCGAAGCAGGCGCUGAUGUCAAUCAGGUGAAUGAGAAGGGCUUCUCCCCGCUGCACUUCACCGCCGCGUCCCGCCAGGGGGCGCUCUGCCUCGAGCUGCUCAUCGCCAACAGAGCCAACAUCAACAGCAAGAGUAAAGACGGUAAAACUCCUCUCCACAUGGCAGCCAUUCAUGGGCGAUACUCCAGAUCGCAGGCCAUCAUACAGAACGGUGCAGAGAUAGACAGCGAGGAUGAGAACGGAAACUCUCCUCUUCAUAUAGCGGCUCGUCACGGUCACGAGCUGCUCAUCAACACUCUCAUAGCCAGCGGUGCGGACACAGCAAAGCGGGGCAUCCACGGAAUGUUCCCACUGCAUCUGGCGGCGCUGAGCGGAUUUUCAGACUGCUGCCGGAAACUGCUCUCCUCAGGUUUUGACGUUGACACGCCGGAUGACUUUGGCAGGACGUGUUUGCAUGCGGCUGCUGCAGGAGGGAAUCUGGAGUGUUUAAAUCUGUUGCUCAACACCGGUGCGGACUUUAAUAGGAAAGACAGAUUUGGGAGGACGGCGCUGCAUUACGCUGCUGCUAACUGUAACUAUCAGUGUGUGUUUGCUCUGGUGGGCUCCGGGGCCAGUGUGAACGAGCGGGACAUCAGGGGCUGCGGUCCUCUGCACUACACCGCUGCCGCAGAUUCAGACGGCAAGUGUCUGGAGUAUCUGUUGAGGAAUGAUGCGAAUCCAGCUCUCAGGGAUAAAGACGGAUACAGCGCCGUUCACUACGCUUCAGCGUACGGCCACCGAGUGUGUCUGGAGCUGAUCACCAAUGAAACGCCGUUAGACGUGCUGAUGGACACGUCUGCAUCAAGCAUCCUACACGACACAGACGUCCAGCCUCCCAUCAGCCCUUUACACCUAGCCGCGUAUCACGGGAUCACCAUCUUGGAGGUUCUGGAGCAGUCAGGUCUUCGAGAGCACAAAACAUCCCGCUCAGCGUGUCUGUCUGCAGCCAUAAACGGUCACUCUGAGUGUCUGCGUUUGCUCAUCCACAACACCGACCAGCAAACUGUCAGCAUUCGUGAUGGGAAGGGGCAGACUCCUCUGAUGUUGGCGGUUCUGGGUGGACACACAGAUUGUGUGCAUCUUCUGUUGAGUGAAGGAGCCAGUGUGGAGGCCAGAGAUAAAUGGGGCAGGACGGCCCUCCACCGCGGGGCAGUAAUGGGUCAUGAGGCGUGUGUGGAGGCUCUGUUGCAGCACGGCUCCAGUCUGCUGGUUCAGGACAGUAGAGGGCGCUCUCCUAUGCACCUGGCGGCUGCCUGCGGUCAUGUAGGUGUUCUGAGGGCCCUUCUGAAGACCCAGAAGACUGUCCUUGUCCUCAAGGAUAACUGUGGUUAUACACCGCUGCACUGGGCCUGUUAUAAUGGUCAUGACGCGUGUGUUGAGCUGCUCUUAGAGCACGAUGUGUUUCAGAAGCCGGAGGGAAACUCCUUCAGUCCGCUGCACUGUGCCGUUAUUAAUGAUAAUGAGUCUGCGGCUGAGAUGCUGAUAGAAACUUUAGGUCCAGCGAUUGUAAACGCCACAGACUCACAGACCAGAACGCCGCUUCAUGCCGCUGCAUACACCGAUCACGUGGAGUGUCUGCAGCUGCUGCUGGGUCACAACGCUCAGGUCAACGCCAUCGACAUGCUGGGAAAAACAGCACUCAUGAUGGCCGCUGAGAACGGACAAACUAACGCCGUCGAGGUGCUGGUGAGCAGCGCUAAAGCUGAUUUGACAUUACAGGACGCUCACAGAAACACAGCACUGCAUCUGGCCUGCAGUAAGGGACAUGAAACCAGUGCCUUGUUAAUCCUUGAGAAGGUGACGGACAGAAACCUCAUCAACUGCACAAACGCAGCGCUGCAGACGCCGCUGCACGUCGCUGCUGGUAACGGACUGACGGUGGUCGUACAGGAGCUGCUGGGUAAAGGAGCCAGUGUCCUCGCCGUGGAUGAGAACGGUUACACUCCAGCUUUGGCUUGUGCUCCGAACAAAGACGUGGCCGACUGUUUGGCGCUGAUACUCUCCUCCAUGAUGCCCAUCUCUCCCAGCAGCACCCGCACCAUGUCGAGUCUCACCUUUACCACCAUCAACCACUACUCCAGUCCAUCCAAGACUGUGACCUUUGACCCAUUACCGGUGCUGCGCUCCGAGCAUGUCUCCUACUGCAAGUUCAACAGCCUGGGCCGCGAGGACGGCCUCAUCAUCCCAGAUGAUGAACUCAAUGAUUCAGACUCAGAAACAUACUAAAACACACCCCUGUCCCGCCCCUCAGUGUCUUAACCUAAUGCCUCAUUGGCUGAAAGGUCACUAUAUGCUAAUUAGGGUCGUCCCUUUAUGACUGGUGUGGCAGAACUCUCAGGAGAAAGUGGAAAACAGGAAGAGAAGUGCCACAGAAAGGGCCCACACUACAGUCUAGUUUGUUUCAGUAUCAACCAGUUUUAACCCUCAAGCAUCUCUACUAAUUAUUUACAGCCAUGUUCAUUUUAUUUUCUUUUAUGAGAAGAAAUCAUCUCAUAUUGGCAGCUGUGGGACUGUAAUUCUCAGCAUUUAUGUAAAACGCGAGGAGGUGAAACUAAAGACGUCAGGGACCAAGAGCUGCAGACUUAACUUUUAUCCCCGUUUGUGCAUGAAGAUUUAAAUUAGGUUUGCAUCAUCAUGGAUUAUUUUUUAUGAAAAAAAAAAAAAAUGAAGAGCAAAAAAGCCUUGCAGGGUUCAAACUGAGUACUUAUUCCUCUGCUGUUGUGAGGAAUUCUAGCGUUCUUCCUGCUGUGUGUGUGAGUGAUUGUGAAUUUGAAUGGUGUUUCUGUGAUUAUUUUAUAUUAUAUUUUAGAGUUCUAAGACAAUUAAAAGAUCAGGUGUGUUAACUUGACCUUUUGGUAUAUUGUUAAUAAUUAUUAAUAAUUCUAGAUAAUAAAUAAUUUUCCCAUAAGA
Messenger RNA from Cyprinus carpio (common carp), 4085 nucleotides. Its product is annotated as serine/threonine-protein phosphatase 6 regulatory ankyrin repeat subunit A-like. The record is from RefSeq and is a predicted model, not a curated record. Lineage: Eukaryota; Metazoa; Chordata; Actinopteri; Cypriniformes; Cyprinidae. Bases 261 to 3401 code for a protein of 1046 amino acids. Gene Ontology annotation, molecular function: protein binding. The transcript is spliced from 29 exons. Gene Ontology annotation, cellular component: cytoplasm.